Molecule: messenger RNA, 2536 nt
Organism: Effrenium voratum
Lineage: Eukaryota; Dinophyceae; Suessiales; Symbiodiniaceae
Source: the annotation of a GenBank genome assembly
CUUUUCUUUGGUAACGAUCGCGCGCGCUGAGAGAUUUCCGCCAUGUCGCUGAAGAUUUUCGAGAUCGACUCCACCCUGCGCGGCUGCGAGGGCCAGAUUUGGGAUCGGGUCAAUGGCUACAGGUGGUGGAAGAACGAGCUGACGGAGAAGGAAGGCGGCAUGGAGGAGUUCGCCGAAGGGUACAAGAUCUUCGGAUUCAACCGAGUAGAAGAUGGCUACAUCUACCGCGAGUGGUUGCCCAAUGCCAAGCAGGUCUUCUUGAUUGGAGAGUUCAACGGCUGGCAGAACAACCUGCCCCUCACUAACGAGGGCUUCGGGCGAUGGAUGGUAAAGCUGCCCGACAAGGCGGACGGCAGCCCUUUCAUCCCCCACGCCUCGCAGCUCAAGGUGCGCUUGGAAGCCAACGACGGGGCCUGGCACGACCGCGUCCCUGCCUGGACCAAGCUGGCCUGGCAGGAUAACAAAACCAUGCUCUUCAACGGGGUCUUCUGGGAGCCUCCCGACGAGCAGCGCUUCAGCUUCCAGCACGCGCGGCCCCAGAAGCCGGAGAACCUGAAGAUCUACGAGGCGCACGUGGGCAUGGGCUCCGUGGAGCCGAAGGUGGCCACCUACGUGGAGUUCGCCGAUAACGUGUUGCCGCGGAUCAAGCGCAUGGGCUACAACUGCGUGCAGCUCAUGGCCAUUGCGGAGCAUGCGCACUACGGCUGCUUCGGCUACCACGUGACCUCCUUCUUCGCCCCGGCCAGCCGCUCGGGCACCCCGGAGGAGCUGAAAUACCUGGUGGACACCGCGCACGGUUUGGGCAUCCACGUUUUGAUGGACUUAGUGCACGCCCAUGCCUCUUCCAACACGCUGGAUGGCAUCGCGCAGAUGGAUGGCACAGACCACUGCUACACCCACGGAGGACCCAAGGGUCAUCACAGUCAGUGGGACUCGAAAAUCUUCAACUACCUGAAGUACGAGGUGCUGCGUUUCCUGCUCUCCAACAUCAAGUGGUGGCUGGAGGAGUAUCAGUUCGACGGCUUCCGCUUCGACGGGAUUACCUCCAUGCUGUACCACUCCCACGGUAUCGGCAAGGGCUACACCGGUGGCUACCACGAAUACUUCGGCCCAGAUGCUGAUAUUGACACCCACAUCUACCUCAUGCUGGCCAACGACCUCAUUCACUCGCUGGUGCCGAGCGCUCUGUCGGUGGCGGAGGACGUGAGCGGCAUGCCCACUAUCGGCCUGCCCGUGGAGUACGGCGGUUUCGGCUUCGACUACCGUCUGGGCAUGGCCAUCCCGGACAUGUUCAUCAAGCUGUUGAAGGAAGUCGGAGACGAGGGUUGGGACGUGGGCCACAUUUGCUACACGCUGACCAAUCGUCGUCACUUGGAGAAGGUGGUGGCCUAUGCAGAGUCCCACGAUCAGGCGAUUGUGGGAGACAAGACCUUGGCCUUCUGGCUCAUGGACGCCGCCAUGUACACGGACAUGAGCCUGGUGCAGAACCCCCAGCACACCAUGCCGGUGGACCGGGGCUUGGCGCUGCACAAGAUGAUCCGCCUGCUGGUGCUGGGCCUGGGAGGGGAGGGGUACCUGAACUUCAUCGGCAACGAGUUUGGGCACCCGGAGUGGGUGGACUUCCCGAGAGCCGACAACGGCUGGAGCCAUCACCACUGCAGGCGUCGUUUCGACCUGGCGGAGGAUGAGCUGCUGAGGUACAAGUUCUUCCAGAAUUUCGAUGAGCUGAUGAACGCCCUGGAGAAUCGUUUCAAAUGGCUCGGCUCCGCUCACCAGUACGUGACCCUGAAGCACACCGACGACAAGGUCAUCGUCUUCGAAAGGGGGGACAUGCUCUUUGUGUUCAACUUCCACCCCAACAACAGCUUCGAGGGCUAUCAGCUGGGGAGCAUGUGGAACGAGCCCAUGCGCACUGUACUGGACACUGACGAGGGCCGCUUCGGGGGACACUGCCGGCUGGAGUACGGCCACGCCAACCCGUUCCCACCUUUGCACGGACAUCACAAUCGCAACCACUCGGUGAAGAUGUACCUGCCCGCGAGAACGGCGCAGGUCCUUGUGCGCGAUAGCCUGCUGCAAGGCGGUGUGAGGAUUUGGAUGGACGACACCUUCCUGGUGCAGAACGGCUUGGAAUCCACGGAGGGCCUGAAGCUGGCGUUGCAGAUCUGGAAGGACGGCAAGCAGGAGAUGAUGGACUUCGACUUUGAUCCUGCGGGCUGCGUUGAGCUGGGCCUGAAUUUUGACGCCACCUUCAAGAUCACCAGCCCAGCCGGGGAGGAUCUGCCGUGCAAGGCCUCCAAGGAUGGCUUCUACAGGGUUUACUUCCCGGGCGACUACAGUGUCUGCAGCCUGGGCUACCUCCAGAACGGCCAGCCAUUGCUGGAGAGUGCGGAAGGCGCUGUCGCGGAGCCUGCGGAGGCUGCGGAGGCUGUGGGCGCCUAGCCGAACUUUGCCUGAAUUCCCGUGUAUGGCAAAGGAUUUGCCACGGAGAGGUUUCUUCCGGGUCGAGGGGAGAGCUGGCAAUUCCCGGUGUUAC